CCAUCAACGCCAUGGCCUUCAAGCUGUUCGUCCUCGCCGCCGUGCUGGCCGUGGCCCGCGCCGGCUACCUGUCCGCCCCCGCCGCCGUCUCCUACGCCGCCCCCGCCGUCUCCUACGCCGCCCCCGCAGUGGCCUACGCCGCCCCCGCUGCCUACGCGCCUGCUGCCCUCACGUCGCAGAGCUCCAACAUCCUGAGGAGCUUCGGCAACCUGGGACAGGUGUCCACCUACACCAAGACCAUCGACACGCCCUACUCCAGCGUCACCAAGUCUGACGUCCGCGUCAGCAACGACGCCAUCGCGCACGUCGCCGCCCCCGUCGCCUACGCCGCCGCCCCCGCCUACCACGCCCCCGCCUACUACCACGGUUAAGCUGGGAGUCACAUGUACCCUCA
Molecule: messenger RNA, 394 nt
Organism: Schistocerca serialis cubense
Lineage: Eukaryota; Metazoa; Arthropoda; Insecta; Orthoptera; Acrididae
Product: cuticle protein 67-like
Exons: 2
Coding region: 12-371 (119 amino acids)
Source: RefSeq, a predicted model, not a curated record